GAUAGCAUAGCCCCACUUAUCUUCAACCAUGUUUCAUUUAACGGCCACUGGCGCCCUUUUCCGUCAACAGAAAAAAAGAGUAAAAAAUAAAAAGCAGCGGCGGAGCACGGUUGGGCUAUCAUGCUCCUCACACCACCCGAUUGCUUCUCCACGCGCCUUCGCCUUCGCAUUCACAGACCCACUCUUCCCUUCCCAGGUUCCUCGAGUUUCAACUCACUCACCAGAACUCGAACGAGUCGGUUCUGUAAGGCGAGCCUUAUCACCAGCUCUGACUCGUUCGAGGUGGGCCGACUCAUCGGGAGCUAUGGCUUCAUGAAUGUAACAAGCUAUUCAGGGUUUCCAUCUGGUGUAGAUUCUGAAUACUCAUCUGGAGGUACGGGGCAAUUGAGGAUUCAAGAUGUGGGAGAAGGCAGUGUAAAGAUCAGGCUUUAUGAAGGGAGAGUCUCUCAAGGUCCCUAUAGAGGAAUCCCAGUUCUUUUCAAGGUAUAUCCUGGACAACGAGCUGGUGGAAUUGAGGCUGAUAUGAUGGCUGCAAAUGAGCUAAAUGCUCACAUAUAUCUUCAAAGCAGUCCCAAGGAAUUAAGUCAGAAUAUUUCGAUACUCUUAGGUGGUUUUGAGACAAAAACUGGAGAACAGUGGCUUGCUUUUCGUAAUGAUGGGAAAUAUAGUGCUGCCGACUAUACUAAAUAUGCAAGUGACAGAGUGUUAAAUAAAGUUGCUUUGGGUGAAUCAUCUUGGAAUCGUUUCGAAGAAGAGGAAAAAAUCAAACGCAGAAGGAAAUUUGUAAUCAAACUGUUUCAGGGAGCUAUGAAAGGCCUAGCUUAUAUGCAUGAUCAUGAUAGAUUACACCAGAGUCUUGGACCAUCUUCUAUUGCUCUAAACACGAUUGCAGAAAGAGAAGCAGUUUACUUGAUCCCUCGACUUAGAGAUCUAGCAUUUUCUGUUGAUGUUAGGUAUUCAUAUCUAGAAGAGGCUCCUGGAUCAUCACUCUCUGAAGGACUUUGGAGACGAGCAUCUGCUGCUGGUGCCGUCACACCUAUGGAUAAAAGAACAUUCGGAAUAGCAGAUGACAUAUAUGAAGCAGGUCUUCUUUUUGCAUACUUAGCUUUCCUUCCAUUUUGCGAACCUGGCAUAAUGGAUAGCCUCUCUUUGCAGAGGCUUAUAGAAAACACUUUCCAGCUGGAUAUUGAAGCAACAAGAGAAUACUGUUUAGCAGAUGAUCGAUUAUUAGAUGCAGUGAAGUUUCUGGAUCUUGGAGAUGGAGCUGGUUGGGAGUUACUCCAGGAUAUGUUGAAUCCUGAUUUUCGAAGACGACCAAUUGCAGAAGCUGUUCUGAAUCAUCGAUUUAUGAGCUUGAAUUCUCGUUGAUUGUUAUAAGAAUUCAAAUCAACGAUAUUAUAUAAAUAUAUAUAUUUAUAUAAGUACUCAUAACAUUAAUAAAUAUUAUUUAUCCAUUA
Humulus lupulus (European hop) is the source of this 1457-nucleotide messenger RNA. RefSeq lists its product as uncharacterized. Bases 121 to 1368 code for a protein of 415 amino acids. The transcript has 12 exons. Gene Ontology annotation, molecular function: ATP binding; protein kinase activity. The record is from RefSeq and is a predicted model, not a curated record. Lineage: Eukaryota; Viridiplantae; Streptophyta; Magnoliopsida; Rosales; Cannabaceae. Gene Ontology annotation, biological process: protein phosphorylation. Gene Ontology annotation, cellular component: chloroplast.